This is a messenger RNA of Capsaspora owczarzaki ATCC 30864, 611 nucleotides long. RefSeq names its product cytidine deaminase. Bases 14 to 442 code for a protein of 142 amino acids. Gene Ontology annotation, molecular function: cytidine deaminase activity; zinc ion binding. NCBI's taxonomy places the organism in Eukaryota, Filasterea, Ministeriida, Capsasporidae. The record is from RefSeq and is a predicted model, not a curated record. Gene Ontology annotation, cellular component: cytosol. The transcript has 4 exons.
AGAAUUUUUAACUAUGUCAACAGCAUCAACAACGCCAGCUGAGCUCUUCAAUGCAGCCAACACUGCGAAGACGUUCGCAUACGCUCCCUAUUCAAACUUCCGCGUUGGCGCUGCCCUUCGCACCACAUCCGGCCGCAUCUUCACUGGCUGCAAUGUCGAAAACUCGAGUUACGGUCUCGCAAUCUGUGCCGAGCGCACGGCACUGGUCAAGGCUGUCAGCGAGGGCUUCCGUGAGUUCACAGACAUUUGCGUCACGACGGACUUGACAGACAAGUUCUGCUCGCCGUGCGGAGCAUGCCGGCAAUUUAUCGUCGAGUUUGGCCUCGACAUUACCGUCCACCUCUGCAAGCCUGAUGGCUCGUCGCAAAUCACAACUUCUGGUCGUAUUCUCCCUGACGCAUUCACCCCCGCUGAUUUGAAGCUGGACCGGGUCAAGGCUUAACUGACCUCGAUCAUUUCUUGUUGGUUCUUUUUGCAACGGCUGCUUCCUGCCCUUGUUUGUUCGUUUGUUUGCUUGUUUGCUUGUGUUUUUCGUUCGAUGGCGUUCUGUUUGCACUUUUUGGUCGCUCGUCCUUGGUUGUAUCAACAUUUGCUUAUCCACACAUUCGUCG